Colius striatus (speckled mousebird) is the source of this 1154-nucleotide messenger RNA. It is a transcript of the gene SPATA17, whose product is annotated as spermatogenesis associated 17. The record is from RefSeq and is a predicted model, not a curated record. Bases 1 to 1092 code for a protein of 363 amino acids. The transcript is spliced from 10 exons. NCBI's taxonomy places the organism in Eukaryota, Metazoa, Chordata, Aves, Coliiformes, Coliidae. Gene Ontology annotation, biological process: spindle organization; establishment of meiotic spindle localization; mitotic cell cycle. Gene Ontology annotation, molecular function: protein binding. Gene Ontology annotation, cellular component: spindle pole.
AUGGCUGCUCUGGCCCGGCUUGAGGCGAGGCUAGUGCUGCUGCGGGAGGAAUAUUUCCGUAAGAAAAGAUCUGUAGAUGAAAAGAGAAAAAUAGAGUACAAAGCUGUUGUCAAAAUCCAGAGCUGGUUUCGAGGUUGUGCAGUUCGAGCCUAUCUAAGAUAUUUGAACAAAAUGGUGAUUUUUAUACAGAAGUGGUGGAGAGGUUAUCGAAGCAGACGAUACUUCAGAAAAAUGGUGGAGACAGCAUAUUUUAUUAUGAAGAUGAAUUUCUACAAUGAAAUGGCUGUCAGGAUUCAGAAAAGAUGGCGAGGCUAUUAUGUUCGGAGAUAUAUCCAUAAUUAUUAUGCACUGAAGAAUUACUUGGAAGCCAUUUCUGUGAAUAAUGAGUUUGUCAGAAUUGAACUCCAAGAGUACACAGAAAUGAAGGAAAAAGAAGAGAAAAGGAAAGAACUAGAAAAGAAAGAAAAGGAAAAGAAAUACCAAGCCCGAAAGAUGCAUUACCUCCUUAGCACUGAGCAGAUUGCAGGCAUAUACAAUUCACCGUUCAGAAAAUCACCUGAUCCAAUGGAACUGCUGCUACAGAAGUCAAAGCCAUUGAGCCACAGACGGCAGCAAGUGAAGAGUCCCUUCGCCGAUGACAUCUAUGACUGGCCAACUUGUAGAAGGCCUCCAGCUUUUGCCACAGCACAGUCCCUGCCUCCUAUUGACAGGCAGAAGCCUCAGGGGCCUUUCCGCGAUCCUGCUGAAGUAUUGCGGCAGCGGUACAAGCCUUUGGAACCAACCUUGCGAGUGGCAGCAUCAAUCAAUUCACCACUAGAGAAGGCCAGAGAGGAAAUGGAAAGGGAGGAAUGGAGAAACAGUAUACAUGACAAUGAAUUUCUGCAAUUUUCUUCAUAUCGUAAAAACGAGAAAUAUGAACCGUCAAUUCAUAGGUCGGGCAAAUAUGGCCAAGAAACUUAUGGAAUUAAACACUUCCGAGAAAUACAGCCUAAGAAAUGGGUAGUGGACAAGGACUUUCAAACAGUGUUACCACCGAUUGUUCUCUUCGAUAAGUUUGGAAAAACUUAUUCCAGGGCUGGGCAAAUAGUGUAAUCGUCCUGUAAACGACACAAUAUAAGACACCUGAUAAGUAAUCAAUAAAUGUAUUUGAGUGA